UCGGGCGGCCCGGCCGCCCCCCCGGCCCCGGAGAGAGGCCGCCCCGGGCCCCCGCCGCCCUGCGGGCGAGGCUGUCGGGCGCCGCCGCCACCGCCGCGGCCCCGGCGCCGGCAGGGGCGGCGAUGGCGUCGCCGUCGAGCGCGGGGCGCGCCCCGACGGAGCGGCCCACCGUGCCGGUGCGGUGCGGCGCGGCGCAGACCCCCCGCUCCCUCCGCCUCGCUCCGAGGGGGCGGAGGGCAGGGCAGGGCGGGGGCUGGCCGGCUGCUGCCCCACGCGGCGCCCGGGCUGGCGGCGCCCCCGGCGCGCUCCCCGCGCACUCCGUGCCCCUCUGUCAUGCUCGCCGCCUGGGAGCGGGCGGCGGGCUCCUGUGCCGGCAGCCGCGCCGCCGAGCCCGCGCCGCCGGCGCUGCCCUCUUCGCCCACCGCCGACCCCCGUCCCCGCGGGUGGCGCGGCGGGGCGCGGCGGAGCGCGGGCGGCGCUGCCCGCCGCCGGGGACUGGCUGCCGCCGCGGCGAGCGGCGGGUGGCGGCGGGCGGCGAUGGGCACGGCGGCGGUGCACCUCCUGCUGCUGCUGGGGCUGCUGCACGCCGGGCCCGGCGGCGAGGGCAGGAAGGGCUGGCGGCGGCGAGGCCCGGCGGUCCGCGAGCGCGGCGAGGCGGCGCCGGCGGCGGCCGAGAGUUUCCCGCUGGACUUCACCGCCGUGGAGGGCAACAUGGACAGCUUCAUGGCGCAGGUCAAGAGCCUGGCGCAGUCGCUGUACCCCUGCUCGGCCCAGGCGCUGCCGCACGACCUGCGCCUGCACCUCCUGCACAACGCCUCGGUCACCUGCAACGACGGCAGCCCGGCCGGCUACUACCUGAAGGAGUCCAAAGGCAGUCGGCGCUGGCUGCUGUUCCUGGAAGGAGGGUGGUACUGCUUCAACAGGGAGAACUGCGACACCCGCUACGACACCAUGCGGCGGCUGAUGAGCUCCCGGGAGUGGCCCGCGACCCGCGUGGGAACUGGGAUCCUGUCCUCUCAGCCAGAAGAAAAUCCCCACUGGUGGAAUGCAAACAUGGUAUUCAUCCCAUAUUGCUCAAGUGAUGUUUGGAGCGGUGCCUCUUCCAAGUCUGAGAAAAAUGAAUAUGCCUUCAUGGGAGCACUGAUCAUACAGGAAGUUAUAAAGGAGCUGGUGGGAAAAGGUCUGAGCACUGCGAAAGUAUUGCUGCUAGCAGGGAGCAGUGCUGGAGGGACAGGAGUGCUCCUGAACGUGGAUCGAGUGGCAGAGCAGCUGGAGGAGAUGGGUUAUCAGGGGAUUCAGGUCCGAGGCUUGGCAGACUCUGGAUGGUUCCUGGAUAACAAACAGUACCGCAGGACCGACUGCAUCGACACCAUAACGUGUGCUCCAACAGAGGCCAUCAGGAGAGGAAUAAGAUACUGGAAUGGCGUUGUUCCUGAACGCUGUAAGCUGCAGUUUAAAGAGGGAGAGGAAUGGAAUUGCUUUUUUGGAUAUAAGAUUUACCCCACUCUUCGAUGCCCAGUCUUUGUUGUGCAGUGGCUGUUUGAUGAGGCCCAGCUUACUGUAGACAAUGUACACCUCACUGGCCAGCCUGUUCAGGAAGGGCAGUGGCUCUACAUCCAGAAUUUAGGUAGAGAGCUCAGAAACACCUUGAAGGAUGUGACUGCAAGCUUUGCUCCUGCCUGUUUGUCCCACGAGAUCAUCACACGCAAUCACUGGACUGACAUCCAGGUGAAGGGGACAUCAUUACCCCGUGCCCUGCACUGUUGGGAUCGGAGCCUCCAUGAGAGCAACAAAAAUGGGAAGGCUCCUCUGAAAGGCUGCCCCAUCCACCUGGUUGACAGCUGUCCGUGGCCUCACUGCAACCCCUCGUGCCCCACAAUCAGGGACCAGUUCACAGGGCAGGAGAUGAAUGUGAUCCAGUUCCUCAUGCACAUGGGUUUUGAUGUUCAGAAGAUGGCACAGCAGCAGGGCCUGGAGCCGAGUAAACUCCUGGGGAUGCUCAGCAGUGGAAACUAGAAAGGUCAGAGGGGCAGAGAUUAGAUCAGGAGGAGAGAGACUCUCAGCCCUUCUCCCAAACUUUCUGAUCUUCUUGCUCAUGUUCCUGCAGGCAGAUGCAUGCUCAUACCCAUGGCACACUCACACCUGUGCACUCACAUGCUCCCACACUCUUGCACGCUUAUGGUGUGUCAAGAAAAAAAAAAAAGAAAAAAAAAGGCAAGCAGCAAUUUCUUGCUUAGACUGUUUGGCUGGAACUUGUUCCCUCCCUCCAAACUCCAGGGCCAAGUUUCAGCCGGUCACAUCCUCUUCCUGUGCUACACAAGGCAAUCACAUACAGGGAGUAGCAAAGCCAUAAAUAGCAGCGAUGAGAACCUUCCCCAGAUCUGGGACAUCUUCCCUUGCCAUGAAUUUUACAUCAUAGACUUGUUACAAGUGGUGAAAAAAGCAAGCACUGGAUUUCUUCUGUCCAACUAGGAGUGAAGGAAUGGUUACGUUACUUCCUGGAGGUUAGCAUCUCAAGCUGAAUCACCGUAUACAGACCCAGGACACGUGCUAGGGAUGGACACUCUUGUACUCAAUUUAUUCAUAUUAUUUUAUAAAAUAACUUUUUAAUUACUUUUUUAAACUAAGCAAGAAAUAUAAAGGAUAUUGUAACAUAUUUUUUUUAAAUAACGAAGAAACCUCUUGCUACUUUGGCAACGUGGACAUAUUUAUUUUAAUAUGUAAAACGCUAUUUAUAAGGGCUGACCAGAGAACCAUACCUAUGUCUUUGUAAAGUUGUAUAUGCUGCUCAUUUGGAUGGGUUAUCCUGAUGGUCACUUGUGCCUGGGAGAGGGCUAAGGGUGGUGUUGAUGUUUUGUAUUAAUUAGAUUUCUGUGUUCCCCUUGCA
Molecule: messenger RNA, 2887 nt
Organism: Motacilla alba alba
Lineage: Eukaryota; Metazoa; Chordata; Aves; Passeriformes; Motacillidae
Gene: NOTUM
Product: notum, palmitoleoyl-protein carboxylesterase
Exons: 11
Coding region: 334-2016 (560 amino acids)
Molecular function (GO): hydrolase activity
Source: RefSeq, a predicted model, not a curated record